This is a messenger RNA of Drosophila persimilis, 866 nucleotides long. RefSeq names its product nurim homolog. The transcript has 2 exons. The record is from RefSeq and is a predicted model, not a curated record. Lineage: Eukaryota; Metazoa; Arthropoda; Insecta; Diptera; Drosophilidae. The coding region runs from base 19 to 780 and encodes 253 amino acids. Gene Ontology annotation, cellular component: nuclear membrane.
UUGUUUUUUUCUGUAUCAAUGGCUACUUUUGCCAAGGUUAUGCUGCUCCUGAGCUCGGUGGCCACUUUCGGGUAUACCUUUUUCGUGGUUGGCAAGCUGAUGCUGUUUCUAUCAACACCUCGAUCCAUUUCGAAGGCACACACCUGGAUUUUCAAUUUACUGGACAACAAGUCCCGGCUGGAAACCGCCUAUGGACCCAUUGUAUUUGACACACUCUACCUGAUAGGAUUCAUCUUCCAGCACAGCUUCCUUAAGUCAGCUCUGGUGAAGAAUUUGUGGAGGAAAUUGGGCUUGGCUGCAGCCGAGCGAACUAUUUAUAGCCUGACGUCAUCGAUUUGUUUACAUUAUCUUCUGAAGAACUGGCUGCCUGCCCAGUCGAUUGUCUUGUGGCAAGUUGAUGUGGACGAGAGUGCCCCACUCUGGUGGACUUUUGUGGUCACCCAUGGCCUUGGCUGGGCUGUCAUCUUUGGUGGUAGCCUUAUAAUGGAUCUGCCAGAGCUGCUGGGCGUCAAGCAGGUCUACUAUGACUUAAAAGAGUACGGCGAGCCCGUAGCUUACAAGUCGAGCGAGCUGCGUAAUCUGUACUCCCAUGUGCGCCAUCCGUCGUUUGUGGGCCUCUCCGUCAUUCUGUUUGCCACGAAUGUGAUGAGCCUAGACCGCCUGCUCCUGGCCUCGCUGCUUACCGUUUAUAUGUACGUGGCCUGGUCCACGGAUGACAAGGAUGUGGCAUACCAGAAGCAACAAUUGCGGAACAAGAAGCACGAGCUGAAGGCUCAGUAAAGCACAACUCUUCUCAUUUAGCUUUAGUUAUAAUUUAACCCGAAAUACGUUGUAUACAUUAAACACUAACUCAUCCUGACAAUAGA